Molecule: messenger RNA, 1422 nt
Organism: Spirometra erinaceieuropaei
Lineage: Eukaryota; Metazoa; Platyhelminthes; Cestoda; Diphyllobothriidea; Diphyllobothriidae
Source: the annotation of a GenBank genome assembly
AUGCCCCUCGACCCCUACAGCGACAAACUCUAUGAUGCCGUCAAAGAUGGUGUUGUUCUAUGUAAAAUCGUCAAUAAACUCUUUCCAGACGCCAUUGAUGAGCGAGCCGUCAACAAAAGCACGAACAUUUUUUACGCCAGCCAUCGAGUAGAGAAUAUUCAGCUGGCCUUAACCGCUGCAAGAUGCAAUGGAUGCGCCGUUCGUACCAUUGCCGUUGACGACCUGAUGGGCGGCAGGACUCACUUUAAGUUGGCCAGUCUUGAGUUCUUCAAACAGGUCAUCCUCAAGGGCUAUUUUCGGAAGAUCAACAUUCAUGAACACCCAGAGAUGUUUACCUUGAAGUUGGCACACGAGGACCUUCACGAUAUUCGCUGUCUGUCACCUCAAGACAUCCUAACUCGCUAUGUAAACUUUCACCUGAAGAGCGCCGGUGUAACUAAAACGCUAACCAGUUUUGAUUACGAUUUGUCGGACUGUGUCGUCUACGCUUACCUACUGUAUAAAAUUGCUCCUGUUACGGUGCGUCCUCGACUCUUACCACCAGACCAGGUUCUGUUGGACAAUCAGUUGUUGAAUCGCGCUAAGGCCGUCUUGCAGAAUCUGCGUGAGCUUGGAGCCGAGAUGUUUCUCUGUGAGGACGACUUUAUUAACUCCUUUACCAACCGCGAGACGCGUGGUGUGCUCCAUCUCAUCACCGUGGCCUUCCUCUUCAACCGUUUCGCUGGGGAGAUGAAAACCUACGGAGCAGGAGACCGUCCCGCCUCCAAGGAGAGUAUUAACGAACUAUCUUCUCGAAACUUUGUUAAUUCUGUCGAUGUUCAACCUUUCUCAACGCACGUAAUCAGCAACCUACGGGAUGGCCAUAUUGCCAGACAAAUGUUUGAGAUUCUACGACCAGGAUUUACAACAGGUGUGAAGUUCACUUAUGAGUUUGAUCUGGUUCGAAGGGAGGCCCAAUUUCUGCAGAACAAUACCUGUAUUGUGCGACUGGUGCAAGGGUAUCCAUUCAAACUACCAAGUCUGGAUGCAGAACGGCUGACUCGCAGUGAUCUGGCUAUCUGUGAAGCCCUACUCUUGGAGAUGCUCCGAAGCUUCCUUACCCGAGAUGCUUACGACGAGUACGAACUCCUACGAUGGACCAAUGAACAGCUGAGCCGAGCCGGCAUUCCAAUUGAACUGCGCAGCUUCAGUGAUCGAGCAAUCGCAGAUGAAAAUUUGUUUGCUGUUGUGCUCAAUAAUCUUACAAACGGCAUGGCGUCGAAAGACUUUUUGCGAGGCAAACGACUUGACAAUGCAAGGUACUAUAUUUCAGUGGCUCACAAGGCCGGCUACCGAGUCUACACCCGGCCGGAACACUUUGAAACCUGUUCACCACGCUGGGUGGCAAUCGCUUUUGCAGCCCUUCGAUGGGAUAAAAACUAA